Messenger RNA from Thrips palmi, 1009 nucleotides. RefSeq names its product trypsin-1-like. The transcript has 8 exons. The coding region runs from base 47 to 967 and encodes 306 amino acids. The record is from RefSeq and is a predicted model, not a curated record. Gene Ontology annotation, biological process: proteolysis. NCBI's taxonomy places the organism in Eukaryota, Metazoa, Arthropoda, Insecta, Thysanoptera, Thripidae. Gene Ontology annotation, molecular function: serine-type endopeptidase activity.
CCGAGGUGCGCUGUGCGAGGCUGCGAGGCACGCCGCGGCCUGCACCAUGCGCCGCCGAGAGGGCAGGGCAUGGUGUGCGCCCGGCCCCGAGGCCAAGCCUGUGCUCUUUCUGCUGCCCUUCCUGGGCGCCCUCGUCGUGGGGCACGUCUUGGACAACGGCCCGACGCACGCCGCGACGCGCACCGCGACGCACGCCGCGGCCACCCACGCCCACCACGCCGUCAACACCUCCCCCGCCUUGCCACCGCUUGGCAUGAGGAUUGUCAACGGCGACUCCGUGGACAUAGUGGACUACCCGUUUCAAGCAUCCAUCGAGAUGAGGGGCCACCACAUCUGCGGCGCGGCCAUCAUCGCCAAGAACUGGGUCGUGUCGGCAAAGCACUGCUUCUCCGCGCCCGGGGCCGCGGACGCCAGCGCGUACCGCGUGCGCGUGGGGUCCACGCAGCGACAGUACGGCGGCAGCCUGCACCCCGUGGACCGCAUCGUGAUGUACCCCUCGGACGCCAUCGUGGACUACGACGUGGCCGUGCUGCACGUGGCCGCCCCCUUCACGUACGGCCAGACUGUGAGCAGCAUCGAGCUCGCCGCGCCGAGCGACGCCGUGCCGCCGGCCAAGCGCAAGGUGCAGGUCACUGGGUACGGCGCCAUCGCCGAGGCCCCGAACUCCAGACUGUCGCCGCGCUUGCUAAAGGCGGACCUCACCACUGUCGAGCAUAAGGACUGCAGGGAUUUCUUCAAGGAGCGCGUGCCCAUCACCGUGCGCAUGAUCUGUGCUAGCAGCAACCGGCAAGACGCGUGCCAGGGCGAUAGUGGAGGACCACUCAGCGAGAAUUUAUCUGGCUCUUGGAAAUUAGUAGGAAUUGUGUCAUUUGGGUUGGGCUGUGGACGGAAAGGCCACCCAGGAAUCUACGCAAAUAUUGCAAACCAUGAUAUCCGGAAUUUCAUCAAAAGUGUCACAAAUGUUUAGGGUGCAGCAGUAAGAAGAAAAAUACACAAAAUUGGAUCUGUU